CUACCUACCUGAUCAACCAAGAAAGGAGAGCAGCAGAGCCGUGUUUAAUCAGCCGUGAGUUCCCGUCGCAUAAUCUUGACGUCAAGGUCGACCAAUGGCGUUUCUGGAAGGAUCAUUGCGCGUGACGAGGAGCAUCGGCAGCCGGAAGAUGACGGAGGGGAAGAGCCACAACGGGUCGGGGGCGUGGCGGCAGGCGCCGACGCCCGUGAGGCAGCUCUUCUGGAGGGUGAGGCGCACCGUGCUGCGGCAGAAGCGCCGCGCCGUGAGCUUUGGGUACGACCUCAAGAGCUACUCCCAGAACUUCGAUGACGGCCUCGUCCCGGCCCACCGCCUCUACUGAGAGACACCCACGUGGUCUUCUUCUUCUUCUUCUUCUCGAUUUUACUUACCGCCCGGCCGGACCACGGCUCGAGGCUGGAGAGUUUGUAGCGUCGUCACCUUGUUGAUUUGCUCCUCCUCUAGUUCAGCUACGAGUGUAUAUUAGACAGUACUGUUCAUACGCAAGUUGCUUACUGUUGGAAGUCUGAAACUGCCAAUGAAAUGACAGUGUAUCUACGUGCCUGUAUGUAGUCUGCGAGCCGCGUCACUUGCCACAGUGGAAUGGAAUUUAAACUAUUUCUGUU
Messenger RNA from Triticum dicoccoides, 623 nucleotides. RefSeq lists its product as uncharacterized. NCBI's taxonomy places the organism in Eukaryota, Viridiplantae, Streptophyta, Magnoliopsida, Poales, Poaceae. Bases 95 to 340 code for a protein of 81 amino acids. The record is from RefSeq and is a predicted model, not a curated record. The transcript has a single exon.